Molecule: messenger RNA, 900 nt
Organism: Styela clava
Lineage: Eukaryota; Metazoa; Chordata; Ascidiacea; Stolidobranchia; Styelidae
Source: RefSeq, a predicted model, not a curated record
GACCGAGGCUGGUAGGAAUGAAAGUCAGGCAUUUAGAUCUGUGGGGCGAAGUGACAAAUUGCGAUGUACUACAGCAAGCAAAUUUCCUUUUAUUGAAAUUUCAAAUGAAGGCUACUGGUGUAGAAUAUGCAAGGAUCUUUAUCAAAAAGAAACUCCACAGACUGGUUAGAGUCCUGUGGUGCUGUGAUAAAAUCUGACGUGGCGGAGAAAAUCAAACUAUCUAUAUCAAGGUUUAAUGAAUUUUCCUAUAUGUCCGACGAGUGCACAGAUGUGAAUGGAAAGCAAGUACUCAGUCACUGUAUCCGAUUUCUCGAUGAUUGUGGGCGGCCUACUGAUGCUUUUUUAGAUGUUGAAAACAUACAGAAUACUUCGGCAAUAUUUAUAACGGAAUGUAUUUUGAAAGAGCUCGAUUUGUGGAAUCUAGACCCCAAAAAGAUGGUAUCUUGUUCCUUUGAUGGAGCUGCAAAUUUUGCUGGAAAGCGAGGAGGUGUUCAAGCCCUUCUCAGACAAAAAAUAAAUCCGAACUUGAUCUUCAUUCAUUGUCGUGGACAUCUUCUUCAAUUGGCUUUGGUCAGAGCAUCUGUGCUGUCAAAAGACAUUUCAAAAGCAAUAAGUCUCAUGUCUUCGAUGCAUUCUUUUUUCGACAGAAGUCCGAAACGUUUGAGUACUUUGGAAAAUAUCCAAAUAUCGUUAGACCAAAAGAAAAAAUUAGUACAACCCUCCUGGACUAGGUGGUUGUCGCACGAAAGGUCAUUAUCUGUUGUUCUGGGGUCUCUUGAAGCAAUACUCAUAGCUUUAGAAAGCAUCUACCAAGAUGGAGGUGAUUUUUGUAGCGAUGCCGGGGGACUACUUCUCAUUUUGCGAUGUGAAAAAACUAUUGCAGUUCUUUCCUUAGUGUAA